GGGGACGAGGAGGCUUUGCCGGUGCCCUCUUCGGUGGGGUCCUGGGUCUUUCGUGGCCACGAGGACUUUGCUGCUGUGCACAAGGAUUUGGCCUCGGCGGUGGUUGUGGCCUUUCCGGCUGUAGAGGCGGUGGUCCUCGCGGAUGGGGGCAUGGCAUUCCCCAAUUGUGAUAGGGAGGCGUUGCCGGUCUGUGCUGAAACGGUUGCACUGCUAGUGGCCUGGGCGGGAAAGCUGCUGCAGGCCUGUCCGGAGGAGACGCUGUUGGCCUCCUUGGCUGCUGGCGUGGCGUACGGCUACGAUGCCGAUGCCGUCGCCUGUGGCCUGACGCCGUGGCGCGAAGCUGAUCUUGCUCGGCGGUGGUGGUGGCGAUGGUGUCGCCUGUCUCGAUCCCGAGCCCGUCUGGGCUGCUCCUGCUCCGCACUUGCGGAUGCGGAUCUCAGUCGGGCUGCUGGUC
Symbiodinium pilosum is the source of this 454-nucleotide messenger RNA. The record is from the annotation of a GenBank genome assembly. NCBI's taxonomy places the organism in Eukaryota, Dinophyceae, Suessiales, Symbiodiniaceae.